CUGUAUGUAGUAUGUAACAAUUGACGCGCGCCGCGUCGACCCGCCAAAUCCAGGUCGACAAUUCCACGAACACCCGUCAUAUAUCGCGGACUCCCCGCCAUGGCGGCCAACCAGCGCUCCACGUCCGCGACGGGGACGCGCGAGAAGACCUACUUCGAACAGCAGCGAGAGGCGCUGAUCGGCGAGGUCGCAAUGAGCUUCGAGCACGUCCUCGCCAACAUUAACAAACUGAACCGGUCCCUCGAGGCCGUCAUCGCUGUCGGUAACGAGUUCUCGUCCGUCGAGGCGCUGUGGUCACAAUUCGAGAACGUCAUGGCCAAGGAACCGGAGGAGGGAGGUGGCAAGUCUGAGGCAGCCGAGAGCGAGAACGGCAGGGAGGAGGGCGCCAGGAGCGAGGAGGCCGAGAGGUGAUGAUUGCUCGGCGGUGCCCCUGUCUUGUUAUGCCAACGAUGGUGGGGGGAGGUAUGACAUGUGAUACCCAAUGCAGCGGAGGCGAAGGUCAGCCGGAGAGGGCUACGGAGAAGAUCAGGACGCACGAUCAUGUGGCAUACCAGGGGUCUUUUUUAUAACAUGAUGAUCGUUUAUGUCCUAUCCCAUUGCUUGAUGAGUGAAAAAGAAAUUGAUGAUACCUACAAAAGAA
This is a messenger RNA of Phialemonium atrogriseum, 640 nucleotides long. Its product is annotated as DASH complex subunit Dad1-domain-containing protein. The record is from RefSeq and is a predicted model, not a curated record. NCBI's taxonomy places the organism in Eukaryota, Fungi, Ascomycota, Sordariomycetes, Cephalothecales, Cephalothecaceae. Gene Ontology annotation, cellular component: spindle microtubule; mitotic spindle; DASH complex. Bases 100 to 411 code for a protein of 103 amino acids. The transcript is spliced from 3 exons. Gene Ontology annotation, molecular function: microtubule plus-end binding.